Molecule: messenger RNA, 1986 nt
Organism: Rotaria socialis
Lineage: Eukaryota; Metazoa; Rotifera; Eurotatoria; Philodinida; Philodinidae
Source: the annotation of a GenBank genome assembly
AUGUCAAAAUCAAGUUAUUAUACCAACGAUCAAGAAACAGCAAUAACAACGCGUAUUGUUGAAAAUUUUAUUAUCGUUUGGUUAGAUCUACAGCAGAAUGAAUUGGAUGAAAAUCUAAUAAAUCAAUUUCGACAGACGAUCAAUUCAAUUUAUUUUUUUUCGGAUACGGAGCAAUGCAUUGAAUAUAUUUCACGAAUUCAAGAUGAACAAAUAUUUAUGGUUAUUGCUAAUUCAUUCGAUCGACAAUAUAUGCCCGCAUUCGAACAAAUGUCACAACUGAAUUCAAUUUAUUUUUUGAGUAUUAAAAAAAUUGAUUAUAAAGAAUAUAAAAAGGUCAAAGGUAAUUUUAAUAGAAUUGAAAAUAUUUUCAAAGAACUUAAACUCGACCUUUAUCUAUGUCAACGUAAUUUAACUCCCAUUAGUAUGGUUAAUUCAAAUUCAAUAAACAAUUUUAAUGAACUCGAUGAAUCAUUUCUAUGUUCACAAUUAAUUAAAGAGAUUUCAGUGAGUAUGAAACGGGAUGAAAAUGCUAAAAAACAAUAUCUAGAAUUUUGUCGUGUACAAUAUGCUGGCAAUGAACAACAGUUAAAAAUUAUUGAUCAAUUCGAAAGGGAAUACACAUCUCUAUCGCCGAUCUGGUGGUAUACAAGAGAUUGUUUUACCUAUUCGAUGCUUAAUAAAGCUUUAAGAAAACAAGAUACUGAAUUGAUUAUUAGAAUGGGAUUUUUCAUACGAGAUUUAAACGAACAAAUCGAACAGAUCUAUGCAAAAAUGGGAAAACCCUCUUCAUUAACUGUUUAUCGUGGUCAAGGUAUGGCACCUGUCGAAUUCGAAAAAUUACUAAAUAAUAAAAGUGGACUUCUAUCAUUCAAUAAUUUUUUCUCGGCAAGUACAGAUCGUCAAGUAUCAUUGAGUUUAGCUAAACAAUCAUCGAAUAAUUUGUAUCCAACGUCUGUUCUAUUUCAAAUGAAUAUCAAUCCAUUGAUUGCAACAAGUCCGUUUGCUUAUUUAGAUAAAAUAAGUUAUUAUUCGAAUAAUAAAAAAGGUAUUAUUUUUCCAAUGCAUACAAUUUUUCGUAUUGACGAAAUCAAACAGAUUGAAAAGUAUUUAUGGCAAAUUAAUUUAACAUUAACAAGUAGUAAUGAUGAACAACUUGUACGACUGACUGAAUAUACACGUGUAGGCGCCGACGGAGAAACUGGUAUGCAUCGAAUGGCUAAGUUAAUGCUUGUUAUGAGUAAAAUGGAUAAAGCAAAAGAAAUCUAUUCAGCACUACUCGACACAACAUCGAGUGAUGAUAAAAAUGAACUCGCUCAUCUGCAUCAUCAAAUUGCAUAUGUUUAUGAACAGAAAAAUGAUUUAGCCAAUGCACUUUCUCAUUAUGACCAAGCACUCAAUAUCUAUUUGACUUAUUUACCAUUUAAUGAUCCAAAACUUUGUCCAACAUAUUCAAAUAUUGGAUUAAUACUUAAAAAGCAAGGCAAUCUAAAUCAUUCUUUAGAAUUUCUUGAACAUGCUCUUGAUAUUGAUCUAAUUGCAUCGAAGCCUGAUCCAAUUGAAAUCGCUAUUCUAUACAUAAAUAUUGGUGGCGUUUAUGAUGCCGAAGGAAAAUCUGCAGAAGCUUUAGAACACUAUGAAAAUGCACUUGAAAUCAUCCGUAAACAUCUUCCACCUUAUCACCCAUUGAUAGGAGCGACUCAUAAUAAUAUUGCAUUAGUACAUUUUUCAUUGAAAGAUUAUUCAACUGCUUUAAAACAUUUUCAAGAAACGCUUGAAAUUGAACAAAAAAAACUUGCCUAUGAUCAUCCAUCACUGAUUAUGACUCAUAUGAAUAUAGCUGGUGUACUGGAAGGUCUUCAACGAUAUAAAGAAGCUGCUGAACAUGCAGAAAAAGCUGCUAGUAUUUUACGUGAUAAAUUCAGUGAUGAUAAUCCUCAAGUUACAAUACUACGUGAAUAUUUAGAUCAUUUAAGACAGAAACAAUAA